Symbiodinium sp. CCMP2592 is the source of this 1947-nucleotide messenger RNA. Lineage: Eukaryota; Dinophyceae; Suessiales; Symbiodiniaceae. The record is from the annotation of a GenBank genome assembly.
AUGCGGAUGGAUCGUCAGCAUCCACAACAUGACCAGCAAUCCCCUCUGCGAAAGCUGCGACAGGCUUGUUGCAAGUCUGCCGCAACAGCAGCACUUGUACUAGCAACGUUGCUGGCCUGCCUGUUUGCCACAACUUCUGCACUCUCACCUGCCGCGGAUGCUUGCGAGCCCGGAGGAGACCUUCAAGCCUUGCUGCAACGGCGUGGUGCUCACAUGAGCCACCAAGAUUAUGCUCGAUCCGACGCUGACAUGGAGCCGAACCCUCCUCAGUGGCCGCCGUCGGUGUAUAUCUUCAGUCCGGAGAUGGAAAAUAUCAGCUGCACGGUGCAGGCGCUCUUCACGCAGCUGGGGCCCCUUGCGACGGGGAAGUUUAGCUCUCUCCGGGUGGCGCUGCUUUUCAAGCCGGGCAACUACAGCUUGGAUGUGCCCGUGGGUUUCUACACGCAGGUGCUGGGUCUCGGAGAGAGCCCCGAAGAGGUGACGUUCACUGGCAGCCGCGGGGUUUAUGGGCCCAGCGAGGCGGACAACGUGAACUUCAACACUUUCUGGAAGGCUGUCGAAAACGUGGCGAAUCGCCCCACCUCGCAACGUACGACGUGGUCAGUGUCGCAAGCCGCACCCAUGAGACGGGUGAAGGUUCACGGAGACCUGGCUUUCGGGGAGCCGGGAAAGGAUGGUCCAUCCAAGGGCAGCGGCGGCUUCGUGGCCAACUUGGAGGUCACUGGCACAGUGGAUCUAGUGCGGCAGCAGCAGUGGCUCAUCCGCAGCUGCAAGGUACAGAGCACCACCUACUUCGACAGCCCACCGCGUGCCGUGAACUUCGUGUACGUGGGCACCGAGGGGGCUCCUGCUGAAACGAGCUGCACGAACUCCAUGCAGGAUCCCGUGUCGCCUCAUCCGCAGAAUCUCUUGGUGGAGAAGCCGCCAGUGUUGCUCGAGAAGCCUUACAUCACAGUGGAUGCCAUGGGAAAAUUCAACCUCGCGAUCCCCCGACCGAUCUGGGGACGAAGUGGGCCAGGCUGGGAUGAGUCGGACCUCAUCGGCUUCGAGCACGUCUUUGUGGCUACAGAUUCCAUGGCAGCCUCUGCGAUCAACGCGAAGCUGGCUGCAGGGCGACACGUGGUGCUCUCUCCCGGGAUCUACCAACUCAGCGAGCCUCUCCGGCUAGGUUUCAAUGAGAGCGCGGGCGGUCAAGUGCUCUUGGGCUUGGGCAUGGCCACUCUCGUGCCCACGAACGGCACGGCAGUGAUAGAGGUGGGGCCCUCUUGCGGGGUGCGUGUCGCCGGGGUGCUGCUCCAAGCGGGUGCCGUCAAAUCUCCGUCUCUGCUUCGCUGGGAGCCAAACUCCUGUCAAGGCGACAACCCUAGCCUGCUGGCUGAUGUUUUUGCAAGGGUCGGAGGCCCUGACACCGAGGUGGUGUCCGCAGAUGUCAUGAUUGAAGUUGGGGGCAACCACGUGGUCCUCGACAACGUCUGGGCCUGGAGGGCAGACUGCUGCCAGCUGGGCUGUGGCACCUGUGUGGAGCGAUACUGCAAGCACGGCGUAGUCGUGAACGGUGCGAAUGUGGUCUCCUACGGCCUUUUUUCUGAACAUUGCCAGGAGGAUCUGACUGUGUGGAAUGGGGAGAAUGGGAUGUCCUUCUUCUACCAGAGUGAAAUGGAUUCCUUCGCGCGGCAACCCUGGGAUCACACGCCACACUAUGGAGAAAAUGGUGUCUCUGGCUACCGAGUUAAUGCUCACACCCACAUCGCUGUGGGCAUCGGCGUCUACGCCUACUUUGUAGAGCCGGGAAAUGUCGUAAAGGCCGGCACAGUGAUAGUGGAUGAGGCCAGUACCGAGUUGACAUGUCCUUUUGCUUGGAAUCUGAACUCUGCGUGGUACAACAAUUCAGAGUCCGGAAUUGAACGUGCAGUGAGAAUAGAGCAUGCGCACAUCUUAAAAUUUUGA